Salvia hispanica is the source of this 603-nucleotide messenger RNA. Lineage: Eukaryota; Viridiplantae; Streptophyta; Magnoliopsida; Lamiales; Lamiaceae. The record is from RefSeq and is a predicted model, not a curated record.
CCUUUUGAAGAAGAUGAAAAGGACCCUACUAUCUGCUUUCUUGAUCAUAACUACCACGAAUCAAUGUUUUCCAUGUUCAGAAUGAUAAAUGCCGAGGAUCAUGUUGUUGGCUGGUAUAGCACUGGUCCAAACCUAAAGGAUAAUGACCUAUGUGUACAUGGUCUUUUCAGUGACUAUGUUCCCACUCCAGUGUUGGUCGUUAUUGAUGUCCAACCAAAAGAGCUUGGGCUACCUACUAAAGCGUAUUAUGCAGUUGAGGAGGUUCAAGAGAAUACCACUCAAAAAAGGCAGAAGGUAUUUGUGCAUGUACCUUCUGAAAUUGCUGAUGAUAAAGUUGCAGAAAUUGGAGUUGAAUAUCUGCCAAGAGAUGUAAAAGACACUACUAUCAGCACCCUUGCUACUGAGGUGAUAAGGAAACUCGCUGCUCUGAAGGGAUUGGAUGCACAAUUGGAACUGAUCCGAAGUUAUUUAGACCUGGUUAUAGAAGGGAAGCUCCCAAUAAACCAUAAAAUCCUCUACCAUCUCCAGGAUGUGUUCAACUUACUCCCAAAUCUUAAUGCAACCAAAGCUGCCAAAGCAUUUGCCGGUAAUCAAGUUAGAUGA